Rhipicephalus sanguineus (brown dog tick) is the source of this 2072-nucleotide messenger RNA. Its product is annotated as nucleoporin NUP42. NCBI's taxonomy places the organism in Eukaryota, Metazoa, Arthropoda, Arachnida, Ixodida, Ixodidae. Gene Ontology annotation, molecular function: metal ion binding. The record is from RefSeq and is a predicted model, not a curated record. The coding region runs from base 305 to 1186 and encodes 293 amino acids. The transcript has 5 exons.
UUCGAUGGAACUGUUCGAUUUGUCAUUGAGGGCUUUCCGAGGCGGUGCUUGCAGCUUGCAGCCAAUGAGGGUUGCGCAUGCAGCCCCUCAAGAAAUCUCCAACCAGUGCGGAACGACAAAUCGAAGACACCAAAAAAAACUCUAGAUUUGGAUUUUGAUGGCGGGUAAUCACGCCGUAGGCGAGCUAAACCAAAUGGGCAGUGUUCUCACGUUUUAAUUUUAGUACUGCUCUUGGCUCGGCUUCUCAAGUGUGUUCAGAGUUAACUUUUUUGAUUUAGUGUGCAUUUCGCUGAGGGGUUCAACGAUGUCGCAGAGGGGUUCAGGGAUGACGGUCUGCUGGUACUACAUGCAAGGAAGGUGCCGCUAUGGCGAUCGCUGCCGUAACGUGCAUCCUGCUUCGGAGUAUGACUCGUAUGACUACGACGACGAAUACGAAGAACCCCGCACUCCACGCGGUGGAAGAGCGACUGAAUUCGAUUUUAACGCCACUCUUCAAAAUGUGCGCCGGCAAGAGCAGGCCAAGCAGUACCGCAACGAAAGCUUCCAAAGAAGAUAUGGUGAUACGUACCACUCUCCGCAGACGAAUCGGUACUCUGACGGUAACCAUUACAGCUACCAACCGCAGCAACAGAAUAGGUUUCAAGCCCUUCGCGACGCAGAAAGAAACACUCAUCGGCGCGCAGAGUCCGGCCAACGGGAGCAGCAGAAUAGGUUUCAGUUGUUUCGGAAUGCCGAAAGAAAUGACAACAGUCAGAAAGUUGCUGCAGUGAAGUUCGACUUCAAUAAAGCGCUCCAGGAGGUGACCAAAGCCGAAAACAACAAUUCAAGUGAACUGUCUAGUGAUCAAGCUGCUGUUGUAUCUGACAUGAAGCAAUGGCAGGCAAGUGGGCAAUGGCUAUUCUCAUGCUAUGGGCCAUUUGGAAAUUCAGCAUCAUACCCAGGAUUUUGUGACAUGUCUAUGGAGGAGUUGCGACUGGACUUCUACAAUGCAUUUCAAGCAGGAGCAGUUGGUGAUUAUGCCAAUCGUGUGAAACAAGCUGCCACAAAUGUGCAGCAGAAUAUUCAGCACUUGCUGUUAAUGCCUCCAGAUGUAAGGAACUGUUUGAAAAAUCUUCGUAAUGAUCAAGCCACAGCAGGUCCACCAACAUCUUUUAGUACAGGUAAUGCCUUUCUGUUUUGGUGGUGAUUGCUUGUUCCAUAGGUAACAAUAUUAAUUUCUUGGCACUAGCCACUAAUCUAGUCUGCUUGUUUAGUACAUAUAAAAUAAAUUUCAAGAUAGUUUAGACACCUUUAUUUGAACAUUAUUGAUUCAUCGAUGUUAGAUGCUCCAGCUUUUUUAUAUUAGUGCUAACAGUUUGUUCUGUGCCCCCAAAUCUUUAGUCUAGGCAAAAGUGGAAGCCUCAGAAUUACAGCAAAAUGAUGAGUUUUUCUGAAACGUGCCAUCAAGUGCAUACAGCUUCUGUAUGAAGCAAUAGUAACUUACCCCAGUUGUUGUAGCAUGUGUGAACCCUUUACCACAUAGUGAUUUAUUUUGAUUUAGUGACCAGUAUACUGGACACAACAAAAAACCUUUCUCAGGAAAGCAACCAUGACUUCCAGUAGCAGAUUGCGGCUGGUGAUGUACUUAACUAAAUGCUUUUUUUUUUCUCCCUGUUUCGUACUUGUAGACUCGAACAAAUAAAUUUGCUGGAAGUAAUAGUGCCCUAAUCCAGCCAUCUGUGCAAAAAACUGUGCGUUAGUGUCUCUUAACUUUGCGAGUGGAGUGAUGAAGCAGCGUUCAGUACAGUGGUUAUUGUGACUGUGCACAUAUGUUCCAAGAGCUGCAUUACAUGUGGCAUUUUUUUUCUAAAAGAGCCAAAUCCAGAAACCGAAAUUAGGCUAAAUUUCAUGGGAACGUAAAGCAUCUUUAAGUAUCGUUCCCUUUUAAUCAAGAUGGGGCAAUUUCUGAUUGUAACGUGAGCUGAAAAAAAGCAGUUUCGAAGAAAGAAUGAGCCAAAUUGUGCACCUGUUUGAAUCAAACUGAUCCAGGUCUAUUAAACCAGUGCUGCGUCAACAAUCGUGACCAAAACAAC